Messenger RNA from Hypoxylon fragiforme, 3069 nucleotides. RefSeq names its product HET-domain-containing protein. The transcript has 4 exons. Gene Ontology annotation, molecular function: protein binding. NCBI's taxonomy places the organism in Eukaryota, Fungi, Ascomycota, Sordariomycetes, Xylariales, Hypoxylaceae. The coding region runs from base 381 to 2927 and encodes 848 amino acids. The record is from RefSeq and is a predicted model, not a curated record.
CUAAGCCCUUUCCUUAUGGCUGUGUUCAAGAGAUUGGCAAUGAUUUCAAUUUGAUUCUUCUUAAAUGACGGAAUAGGAAUUACCAAAAGCGUGCGCGAUUUAGAGGCCUCACGAGUAACUGCGGCUUCAGGUUCCAAGAGGCUUCAGCCAUAAGCACUUGGGAGUAGCGUCAAGCCAAUGAAACGGUAACUAUCUACAUAACAGUGUGCGUGGAUUUAACUUUGGGCUGUUGACGAUAACAAAGUAGGUAAGUAUAGACUAAUAAUGGCCGUCUGAGCCGAGAUUAUGUAUGGUUCUGGUCUUAUAACCGUAUAACUCCUUUAUUACCAGACCGAAUCCGGCAUAGCAUACAAGCCACAAUCAAGCCCGUCACCCUUUCGAUGACGAUGAAGCCAUACCAGUAUGUUCCUUUGGACCACUCGUCCGAUGAUAUCCGUCUGGUCACCAUCCUACCAGGGAAGCCGAGCGACCCGAUCCGGAUCCGGAUCACACACGCAUCGCUCGCCAUUCCACCACCACCUAUCACAGUAGACAGCGAUGAGAAACAGAAACCGAAGCCGAGGCUGUCGUUGAAGGAGAUACGCAAGACGCUUCCGAACGGAUGGGCUGCGCUGGAGACUUUGGAGGGGAGGAUCGUGUUUUGGAAUAGGGGGAAGAGGCACUCGUCUUGGAUCCAUCCGAACCCGAGUUUCCCCCGUCAGGCGUACCAUGACCCUGUCGAUGGAGAUGGAGAUGGAGAAAAUGGGCAAUCACAGGUCCCCUCCUACGAAGCCCUGUCUUACACCUGGGGCUCCCCUGAAGAUCCCCAGGAAGCCAUCGUCGAAGAAGGCUGGGAAGACGAGACGCCACCACCACCACCACCCACACCAUCUGGUGAAAAGCGUGGUCGCGUGGGGGAUGAGGGGUCUCAGCUAUCAUCCCUACCCAUCUCCAAGAACCUCGCAGAAGCGCUACAGAACCUUCGGUUCAAGGACAGCGCCCGCGUCAUGUGGAUCGACGCGCUCUGCAUCAACCAGUCCGACGUCCGCGAAAAGGCCGCGCAGGUCAAGCGCAUGGGGCAUAUCUACCGCCUCGCGCGCCGCGUCGUCGCCUGGCUCGGCCCCAGCUGCCCCACCAGCGGACUCGCGCUGUCCGAGAUGGCCCGAGUCGGCGAAGGGGUAGAGUGCUCGCGCGACCACUGGAUGCUUCCCUCGCCCGGAUGGGGGGGAGGAGGAGGAGGAGGGCCGAACUGGGCGGAUCCGCGGGCGGCGCUGCCGUACGAUGCGCAGGCGUGGGACGCGAUUGCCCGGCUCUGCGCGCGCGAGUGGUUCGCGAGGCUGUGGAUCAUCCAGGAGAUUCACUUGGGCGAUAGCGCGCGCUCGGUCUUGCAGUGCGGGCGCAGCAACCACCCCGACGACAACAACACCAGCACCAGCACCAGCACCAGCACCAGCACCAGCACCAGCACCAGCACUGCGACAAAAACAACGAUCCCCUGGCCCCUCUUCCGCCGCGCCCUCCGCGCCAUCUACGCCAAGUUCUCGCACGCCCCCACCCCCCUGCAGCAGCGCCUGCGCGGCCUCAAACAGCUCACCUCCGACGUCGGCGGCAAGACCCUCGACGCGACGCUGCAUCAGCAUGCCGACCGCCGGUGCCAGGACCCGCGCGACAAGGUGUACGGGCUGCUCAGCCUCGUCGCGCCCGCGGUCCGCGCGCGGAUCGUCGUGGACUACGAGCUGCCGGUGGCGAGGGUGUACGCGCAGGCUUUCAGGGCGGGGGCGGAGUGCGAGCGGAGGGUCGAGCAGCUGGUUUACGGGGGGCUGAGGUAUGCGAUUUUCAGACGGGAGGCGGGGGAGAAGGGGUUGCCGUCGUGGGUCCCGGACUGGGAGCGCGAGAUCCGGGUCACGCUGCCGAGGGGCCUGGGGUUCUGCGCUAGUGGUGUUUCGGCCUUUUCUUCUCCUUCUUCUUCUUCUUCUUCUUCUGCCUCGGAUGGCUGUGGCGAGUACUUCUCUCCGAGAUUGCGGGUCAAGGCGCUGCGCUUCUCCCGCGUGGUGGGGGUCAGGAAACAGAUCGAGGCGCGGGAUUUCGGGGAGUUGGUGGAUGUGUUGGGGGGGAUUGUGGCAACGCCGCCACCACUGCCGACGACGACGACGACGACUACGACGACUACGACACAGGUAGAGGUGGAUGCAGGGGAAGGGGGGAAGGAUACGCACCGCCUAAAAUACCCAAGCAGCAGCAGCAGCAACAACAGCGAAGGCAAAGAAACGUACGCCGAAGCAUGGCUUGCCGCGCUGACGCGCGCCCGCUCCGAGGACAGACUCCCCGCGUGCGGGUUCCCGAGUCUGGCGCUUAUUAAGGCGGCCUUUGGGAUUGCGGGGGAUGGGGAGAUGAUAACGGAGAAGAAGAGGGAGGAGUUGCUGCCGGCUGAGUAUAGAACGCUGGUUACGGGGUGGGCGCGGUGGAACUUUGGGUUCGAGCUGGGGAACGGGUAUGUGGGUGUGAUUAAUGGGUUUCCGAUGAAAGGCGACGAAGUCUUUGUCGUACUAGGCUGCGAUGUCCCGAUGCUUCUGCGCCCCAAGUCGGAUGGCGAGUAUCAAGUUGUGGGGGAUUGCUACGUCCACGGAAUUAUGGACGGCGAAGCCCUCCUCGGCCCUCUCCCCCCGUCCUGGCGAAUCGUCAUGACGCAAGAAGAAGACGGGAUCCCACGACCUCGCUACAUCCACACCACCACCACAACCUCAACAGACCAAGACCCACGACUGACAGGCAUCCCAAUGGCGCCCGACUGGCAAGCCGGCGCGUGGGAGCGGACCCGCGUCGACCCGAACAACUGCUGCCGCUUCCGGAACACGCGGACCGGCGAGGUCGUCAACUCGGACCCGAGGCUGUUCCCCGAGGCGCUGGAGGCAAGGGGGGUGGAUGUGAGGACUAUUACGCUUGUAUGAUGGAUACAUGGAUGGGUAGGUUCCUACCUACAUAUGCUGGGCAUAGGUAGGGGGCUAUCUACUAUCGCCUUCCCCCUCCCAGUAGACGUCACGGGGUAAAUAUACAGUGAUUAAGUUGCACAACAUGAUUAUCAAGUAUGAA